GAGCAGACAAGUCAACCAGCUGAACAACAGCCGGCGAGUAGUAGCAACACUGUAGCUUUAACAACAGAGAGAAAGACAACCGGACGAGAAGGCAGCAUCACAGUAUUGAAGAAGUCGCUACACGAUUUUCUGUUCUCCACAGAACUAACUGAGGUACAAGCAGCAUUUGCAGAUCUACUGCGUCAUGACAAGGCUGAAUUAGAGAAAAGUAAAAUGAUGAUGUUGAUCACAUUGUGUGAUCGCGGUGGUCAAGAGCGGUUUCUGAUGACGCACGCAGCACUGAUGGCAGACAGCAGUGACUACAGUGCAACCGCUUACAUGAUAGUGAUGGACGGAACAAAGAGUCUUGCAGAUCCCAUACCUCAAUGUUUGUUCCGACCCGAACAAGGAAGCAAACAGUUGGUGAUGGAACGGUUUGGUCCUAAGACGAGACGUGAGCUGUUGGCUUACCACAUGAAUUGCAUCAAGAUGGCUCAUCCAUCAGUGAGUGAUGGUCCUUUUCUUGGUCAGGACUACGUCAAGCGAGCACCAGUCACAUUUGCAGUGUCCACUCGAGAAGACGAAACAAAGAACAUGGAUCCAAAAUUUUUAGAAGAACAAGAAGAAAUACUGCAAGAUGUGGUACAGAGGAACGAGUUUGGUGAUCACAUGGUGUUGGCAGAGAAAAAUCCGAAUAAACUGACUUUUCGUGUUGACAACACACGAUCUGGCACCAAGAAUCCUGAUCCGGUGGUGAUGAAGGUGAAGGAGAUAUUUGUAGCAAUGGUACGGUCACUGUGGAGUCAACGACAGGCUAUUCCUUUGCCGUGGGCAGUUCUGGAUAAAUUGUUGAGCAGGGUGUCUCAACUAGCAGGCAACGAAGGCAAAAUACUCGACAUCGAUGAAGUGUGCGAGUUGGCUCGAAAAUUCUGUGAUAUUGUAACAGUUGGAGAAUGUCGAUCGGCACUGAAAUAUUUGUCGAGUUUGAGCACGAUUGCAUUCUAUUCAAAUGUAAGUGAGUUAGAAAGAAAAGUUUUCACUGAUCUACAAUGGCUGGUCAAUGUCCUCACUAUCUUUGUUACCAUCCUCGAGAAAAGUAACCUGCCACCAGAUCUCUGGAAAGAUCUGAAGAAAUUAAAGGAAGAAGGAAUGAUGUCAUGGCCAUUGGCUCACUAUCUGCUGGUGCAGAAAGGUGUCAAUGAAAGUCAGUUUGAGUCCAUUCUGCAAGUUUUGCAUUUAUUCGACAUCAUCUGUCCUAUGAUCACAUCACCAGAGAUGCUGAAAUCUGUUCUGAAGGUUGGACAGGCAUUCUUUGUUCCUUGCUUGCUGGAACAGAGAUAUGAUAACAAAUUGGCAUGGCAACAGAUGACCAUCUCCACUUUCUGUCCUCCAUCUCUCAUCUUUCGUCCCGAAGGAUUUGAUGCGACUCCCGAGCCGAUCUACUUUCGCCUGGUGUCUCGUUGUGCCAGUGAAUAUGCCCAUCGUCCCAUGCUGAAAAGAGGUUGUGCUAUCUUCCACGCGAAUGAUGAUCUUGAGCUCGAUCUGGAACUGGUUUAUCAUAGACUGCGUUACAUUAUUGCUACUGUCUACUUUCCAGAUGAUAAAAUUUCUAUGAAUAAGCUGAAGCAACAAUGUAGCAUUACUCGUCAGUUUCUUAUUUGUCAGCUAAAUGAGGUCAAGAAAAGAGGAUUGGAUGGCAUCAAAUUUACUGUUUGUGUUAAGCCUCCACCAACUGAAGCCGAAGUAGCUGAUUUAAUAGAUGACGAUUGUCUGGUGUGCAUUGAUGAAUAUCCACAACAAAGAAGUUUGAUAAACCGGAAGAAUGAGCGUGUGCCACGAAGGCAGUUUCCUACCUUGGAUCUCUGGUUUAAUGAUGUAGGGAAAGUCUCUGAUGUUGCAAUUGAACGUGAUGCAAGACAACAAGACGAGCCACAGACAAAUGUUGGAAAAGGAGAUGAUGAACAGCAGGACAUAAAAGAACCACUAAAGAAGAAGAAAAAAUUGAUGGUAAAGGAAGUAUCAGGAUACUCACUUGAUUUUGAUACAGUGAGAGAUGCUGUUGUUAAAUAUGGCUGUAACUAUUGGUACGAGAUUGGACUCAAAUUGGGACUAAAUGGCAAUGAGAUCAUAGAUAAAACUCAUGUAAUACCUCCUUCCGCUGGCAAGUUGUUAGCUGUCAUUGAGGCAAAAAGGGUGAAAGAUGGAAAAGAGAAAACAGCAGAGGACUUGUUGAGGGCAUGUUAUUGCAUGUCCACACCAAUUGGCAAACAAGUUGAAGAUGAGUUGAAGAAAGUAUUUAGAGAGAGAAAGGUAGGCGAGUAGCAGCAGGAGGCAAUGAUGGAAGUGAACACUACUGCAGUAGUAUUGUUGAUAUCACUAUGGUAUAUUGGAUAUUUAUAUUUAUCAAAAGAAAAUGUUGUGAAUGUUUCUGUUGCAUUUUAUUAUGAAAUACAAUUGAUUGUUUGAAUGGUG
This is a messenger RNA of Corticium candelabrum, 2451 nucleotides long. RefSeq lists its product as uncharacterized. The record is from RefSeq and is a predicted model, not a curated record. NCBI's taxonomy places the organism in Eukaryota, Metazoa, Porifera, Homoscleromorpha, Homosclerophorida, Plakinidae. Bases 214 to 2301 code for a protein of 695 amino acids. The transcript has 5 exons.